This is a messenger RNA of Chenopodium quinoa (quinoa), 1194 nucleotides long. Its product is annotated as ankyrin repeat-containing protein BDA1-like. Bases 1 to 1194 code for a protein of 397 amino acids. NCBI's taxonomy places the organism in Eukaryota, Viridiplantae, Streptophyta, Magnoliopsida, Caryophyllales, Amaranthaceae. Gene Ontology annotation, molecular function: protein binding. The transcript is spliced from 3 exons. Gene Ontology annotation, biological process: protein localization to ciliary inversin compartment. Gene Ontology annotation, cellular component: ciliary inversin compartment. The record is from RefSeq and is a predicted model, not a curated record.
AUGGGCAACACUCCUCUUCAUGUUGCACUUAUCCAUUAUAAUGUUAAAGUUGCAAAAUUUUUAUUGGAGAAGGAUUCUUAUUUGGCUCAAAUUGUCAAUAACUCAAAGGAAGCACCACUUCAUCUUGCAAUCAAGCAACUUGUUAAUUAUUCUGAGAGUAAAUCAAUAAUGGCUAGAGUACGAAAACCGAUCAACUCAGCACACCAAGAAGAUAUAAAUGAUAUGAUAGAAGUCAUAAAACUUGUUGAAAAAGCAAGUUUUGUUACAUGUUGGCCUGAUGCAAAAGGUUUGACUCCUCUUCAUCAAGUAGCAUCUCUCAGUAGUCCUCAUAAUAUAGAGUUAACCAAUUUCAUACUCGACAAUUGUGGACAAUCCGCGGAGGUGUGUGAUGCUUCAGGCAAGUCGAUCUUACACCUUUUGAUAGAUAAAAUACCAAACUACCAAGUUAUCGAUGAAACUUUGUUUAGUCGUAGAGAAAUGUAUGCCUUGAGGAAUCAUCAGGACCACCAAGGAAAUACACCAUUACAUAUUGCUGCUAAGAAUAAGGACAUAAAUAUGGUGCGAUUUUUACUCAAAUCAUCACCGAAUCUCAAUGUCAAUAAUAUUGAGGGUACCUCAGCAGCAUUUGUGAUACAUCAACUGGAUGUGCUUCAGGAUGAAAUUGAUGAAGCAGACAGAGUAGACAUAACCAUUCUAAGAAAAAGAAUGAACAAUUUGGGAAAAGAUUUUCUACUCUCAAAAGAUUCAAAGGGAAAAAAUAUCCUUCACGGAAUAAUGGUGAUUAAGAAGGAAAGUUAUGUAAAAAUACACGAGUUUGUGAGUUUCGUUGAACAAGCUCUUGAAUGGGAACCAUCACUCAUUAGUCAAAAGGAUAGUAAAGGGGAUACUCCCAUUCAUGUCCUUGUGCGAAAUCAUCCUGAUACUAAAGUUUUUACUGGUGAUGAAUAUGUUGUCACUUCAUCGCUAAGGCAAUCGGAGCUUUUGUCAUUGUUACUAAAGAAAUGUAAUCAAUGUAUCUGUAAAAGCGAGGCGAUCGGGAAGAAAACUGUUGGUUUGGAUUCACCAUGGUUGUUGCAGAAUGUGGAAGGUAAUACUGCUCUCCAUGAAGCCCUCAAAUCGAAUAAUGAUAACAUCGAUUUGGUGAAGCUUUUGUUAAUGUACGACAAGAAUUCGGUUAAUGUGGUCUGUUGGUAA